Australozyma saopauloensis is the source of this 1674-nucleotide messenger RNA. RefSeq lists its product as uncharacterized. The transcript has a single exon. Bases 1 to 1674 code for a protein of 557 amino acids. Gene Ontology annotation, cellular component: membrane. Lineage: Eukaryota; Fungi; Ascomycota; Pichiomycetes; Serinales; Metschnikowiaceae. Gene Ontology annotation, molecular function: amino acid transmembrane transporter activity. Gene Ontology annotation, biological process: amino acid transmembrane transport. The record is from RefSeq and is a predicted model, not a curated record.
AUGGGUAAAAGAGAAGGUUACGAAUCCAGCUCCGAUCUUGAGCCGGUUGUAUCCGAGCUCAAGGUCAUGAGCUCAGACAAUGAACAUACAAAGGUAGGCUUUUGGGAGUCUUUCCAGAGAAAAGAAGAGGCCGAAAUCCCUAGAAAAGACUUGAAAAUGUCUCAUUUGGCUGUUAUUGCCCUUAGCAGUGGUCUUGGUACUGGUCUUUUGGUCGGUUCGGCUGCUAAAUUGAGAAUGGGUGGUCCUCUAGCUGUUCUCAUCGCCUAUGCCAUUGUAGGUGCUAUGUGUAUAUGUACCAUGAACUCUGUUGGUGAGUUAUCUGUCGCUUACACCAAUUUGGAGGGUGGUUUCAAUGACUGGUACACCAAGUUCUUAGAUGAUUCCAUCGCCUUCGCUCUUGGGUGGAACUACUGGCUCCAGUGGACCACCACCAUUUCCUUGGAAUUGGUCACGGCUGCGAUGACGAUCAAAUUCUGGAACACCUCAAUCGAUUCCGAUGUCUUUGUCGCAAUUUUCCUUAUUGUCAUUGUUGCCAUUAAUUUCUUCGGUGUGAAAGGUUACGCUCAAGCUGAGUUCUUCAUGAACACUCUUAAAUUGGUUAUGUUAACGGGAUUCAUCAUCAUGGGUCUUUGUGUUGAUUUGGGUGCCAGUCAAUCUGGAUUCAUUGGUGGUAUGUACUGGAGAGACCCCGGUGCUAUCACCAACUUCAAGGGUUUGGUAAAAGCCUUCGCCACCGCCUCUUUCUCUAUGGGAGGUACUGAAUUCUUGGCCUUGUCUGUUAAUGAGGUGCGCAAUCCUCGCAGAGCAUUGCCUCCUGCCAUUAGACUUGUCUUUGUCCGUAUCAUUUUCUUCUACUUGGGCUCUUUGACAUUUGUCGGUUUGUUGGUUCCAUACAACUCUGACCGUCUUUUGGGUGCCCAUUCUUCUGCAAGUGCUGCUUCUCCUUAUGUGUUGGCUGCUCAACUCCAUGGUGUUAAGGUCGUUCCAAGUAUCAUUAACGCUGUGAUCUUGAAUUCCGUUACCUCUGUCGCCACUGCUUCUAUGUAUUCUUCAUCUAGAUUGUUGCGUUCUUUGGCUCAACAGGGUUUCGCCCCUAAGUGGUUUGACUACACUGACAAGGCUGGCCGUCCUCUUAGAGCUUGGAUGGUCAGUUGUAUUGGUUCCUGUUUUGCAUUUAUCGCCACUUUCAAGCAUCAAGACGUUGUCUUCAACUGGUUGUUGUCCAUUGUCGCUUUGUCUAUUGUCCUUAUUUGGCCCGCUCUUUGUUGGUGUCACUUGAGAUGGAGAGCUGCUUUGAAGUACAACAACAUCCCUCUCGACACAUUGGGUUUCGUUUCUUACACCGGUGUCUUCGGAUCAUGGUAUUCUAUUAUUGUGAACAUCUUGAUUUUGGUUGGUCAAUUCUGGGUUGCUUUGUUCCCUGAGGCUGACGCUGAUGUCAACAAUUUCUUUCAAAACUACGCUUGUAUUCCAUUCACCAUUGUUUGUUACGUUGGCCACAAAUGUUGGACUAGAUCAUGGAACAAGUACUACCUUCGUGUGGACGAAAUUGACAUUAUGACUGACAGAACAAUCUACGACGCUGAAACUAUUAUCUUGGACAAACAAGAAAAAACUCAAAAGGUCAAGUCCGCCAAAUGGUGGGCCAAGCCAUGGGUCUGGUUUUUCAACUAG